This is a messenger RNA of Parastagonospora nodorum SN15, 1112 nucleotides long. RefSeq lists its product as hypothetical. The record is from RefSeq and is a predicted model, not a curated record. The transcript has 3 exons. Gene Ontology annotation, molecular function: hydrolase activity. NCBI's taxonomy places the organism in Eukaryota, Fungi, Ascomycota, Dothideomycetes, Pleosporales, Phaeosphaeriaceae. The coding region runs from base 25 to 921 and encodes 298 amino acids.
UCAUAAUACACACAACAAGCCACCAUGAAGGCCGUGCUUUCAACUCUCGCCCUUAUCGCCACUGUGGCUGUCGCUCAGCAACGUUGCGACGCAGAAUACCCCGAAACUUACUGCAAUACAACUGAGAUCGUCUCCUUCCAAACAUCCGACUGCAAACCGUUCCAUGUCUUCAUCGUCCGAGGAUCCGAUGAGCCCUACCCCGGCCGUCAGGGCAACGUCUCGUCUCAAGUAUGCGCAUCAUUAGGAAAGGACCAAUGCGGCUUCGAGAACAUUGAGUACCCAGCAAAGAGCACUGCGUGGGGAAAGGAAGAGUGGUGCAAAUCCGCAAGCAAAGGAGCGUCUGGUGGACAAGCGCAGGUCAAAGCCUACAGCGAAAAGUGUCCCAAAUCGAAACUCAUCUUAUUCGGUUUCUCGCAAGGCGCAUCGGUUGCGCAAGACAUUCUUGGUGGAGGCGGAGGCCACGUCUUUGAAUGUGAUCAAGACACCAACCCAGCCCUGGAAUCUUCGAUCGGUGACAAGUUCAUUGCAGCAGUGACAUUCGGCGCUGUAGCUCGAUCGCGCGACCAAAAUUACACCAUUGGUGACGGCAAAUCCUUUGAUGGCACCCGAGCCCGUACCACGGAACAGCUUUCAGCACUGAGCAAGUACUCCGACCGCCUAAGCGACUACUGCCACCACGGCGACCCCAUCUGCGCCGUGGGCAGCGAACCCGUGGACGUAGCCCAACAUCUCGACUACUUCAUCCUUCACAACGAAGAAGUGGUCAAAUGGGUCACUGAGAAGGCCAAGGCAAGUUCGCCAAAGGCUCCUGUUUCGGCGCAGACGGGCGAGACGGCGGCGACGGGUGCGGCAGGCGGUUUGAGUGUUGCUUACGCGCCGAUUGUGGCUCUCGCGGUAGCUGCUCUGCUGUUCACGGCUUAGUCGUGUCGAGGAUUCGAUGCGUAUUUGACAUUUUAGCUUGGGCGUUUGGGACGCAUACGAUAAUCUAAAUGAGAGUCUGACAUUGGAAGGCUUUCGGAAAGUAUGCAUCGAAGCUGUACUUCAAAGCUUGUUUGGGCAGACUCCAAGUACAUAAUGUAUACAAUCAAUUACCAGUCGGGGUAAUAUCGUAG